UAUAACUUAUAAUCCCCCUGGGUUUUUCUCCCUUGUUCAGAAAAAUAAAGACUUUCAUAGGAUGCUUAUAAGAGAACUAGAACACACUUAUUCUCUUCGAAUUCUUCACUUUUAGUGAAAAUCCCCAUCCGGGCAUCCUUCAAAAUCCAAUCUUUUCUAACCCCAACAUGCCUUUGCCAUGGAAAAAGACCAGAGUUUCAAGAUUUUCACGUCUUGUGGCAGAUCUUCAGUCACCAAAAAGAGGGAAUUCUCUUGUUGUUGAGACUGGUUUCCCUACUUCUCUUAUUGAUCUCUUUCACAAGAACCGUGAAAGGUUAAAGAAACCAACUGCCAAGAAGAAAAAGAGGAGACAACAGCAGUUGCAAGAGGUGGAGGAGGAACUUGUAAUCUCUGAUCCAAUUCCUUUAUCAAGUUCUCGAGACUUGGUGGAUGUACCAGAGCCUAUUCAGAAUUUGGAGAAUGUGGAAAGUUUUGACGCUUGUGAAUUGGUGAGUCAGUUAUUGCCUGUUGUUGAAGGUGUUGAUGAUGUUGAUAAUGUUACGGUUACUGAUAAGAAAUGUUGGGAUGAGAAAGAGAAACGUUUGUUAUUUGUGGUUUUGAAGAUGUUUUUGGUGUUGGUUUUGGGUUUAAGUACUAAAGGGCUUGUUGUUGGGAUAACAAUGUCUGCUUUUGUGCUUAUUUUUCUUGAAUAUGUGGGAAAACAUGUGUUAUGUUUCUUGAAACUAUGUUUGAGUGUAGAGCUAGUCUUAGAACCUUUUGUCGAAAGGGUUUCUUCAGCAUUUUUUAUGUUGAAAGGGGUAAGGAAAUGUGAAGAUUCGAGUAAAGGAUUGAUCAUUCAAGAAAUAGAUCAAGAAGAAGCUGUUAGUGGGGUUGAUUCAUGUGAUUUGAUUGAGACUCUUGAAAUGAAGUCUUCUGUUGAGGAAAUUCAAGCUGUAGAAGUUAAUUUUGAUAUGAUUGUGCCAGUCGAAGAAAAUAGGGGAGCCGAAUCAAGAAUGGAUUUACUCAGUUGUGAUGGGAAAAAGAUGAGGAUAGUGGAGAUAGAGGAAGAUAGAAGUGGAGUUUUGGUAUGUGAAAAAGAGAAGAGCCGAAACUCUAAGAUCAGAAGAAAGAUUAUACAGAAAUUAGUGCCCAAGAAGUUGCGUGCUGUAAAGAAGGCAAAGAAGAAUAAUGAUAAGGAACCAGAUUUUGGUAGUGAAUCAUCUAGUUGUUGGGGAGACGUUGAGGGGAGAAUUGAAGAGGGAAUAAAUGAGAGAAAAGGAGAAGAACCCUAUCAGGGAAUUUCUAGUUCUAGCACUGGAUGGCAGGCUAAAAUGGAAGUGGUUGUAGUCGAAAAGGGGAAAACCGAAAAAAAGGGCAGUUCAGAUUACCUGAUUCUCUUUUUUGUUGCGCUUGCUGGACUUGUAGGAGGUCGGAGUCUAUCCCUUGUACUUACACUUGCAGCAUGUUUGAUGAUAAAAUUGGUUGCAAGAUAUAGAUGUGUAAAUGAGCCUAUGAAUAGGUCCCCUGCUUCAAUUUCAAGCUAGGAUCUUUGGUGAUCUUUUGUUCAAAAAGGGUCUUUCUUGUUUUUUACAAUUUAUUUUUGCAGUUUUUGCUUCUGGGGAAAGUGUUCUUCAAGCGUUAAAACUGUAUCAAAAAUGCUCAGUCUGGUGAGCAUUUACAACCUUUUUGUUGGGAUUCCAACUUGAGGUGUUGUAUCCUGAACUGUAAAUUUACAGACACAUAAUCAAGAUUCAUAAAUACUUUCAAUGCUUAA
Molecule: messenger RNA, 1753 nt
Organism: Populus trichocarpa (black cottonwood)
Lineage: Eukaryota; Viridiplantae; Streptophyta; Magnoliopsida; Malpighiales; Salicaceae
Exons: 1
Coding region: 168-1523 (451 amino acids)
Source: RefSeq, a predicted model, not a curated record